Epinephelus lanceolatus (giant grouper) is the source of this 1354-nucleotide messenger RNA. RefSeq names its product C-signal. Gene Ontology annotation, cellular component: cytoplasm. Gene Ontology annotation, molecular function: oxidoreductase activity. The record is from RefSeq and is a predicted model, not a curated record. NCBI's taxonomy places the organism in Eukaryota, Metazoa, Chordata, Actinopteri, Perciformes, Serranidae.
UCACGAGCGAUAUCCAUCAGGACAGAGAGCUCAGCCACCGGGCUGCUGAGUCCAGUAUUUGUUACAGGGGACAUUAGCAAUGAGUGGCGUCAUGAAUUUUAAAAACUGCGGCUCUGUGCUGGUUACGGGAGCCAGCCGAGGUCUCGGGCUGCAGAUAGUCGACAGCCUGGCGAGCGGAGGUUUCUCACCCGGCAAGAUUAUAGCGACGACCAGAGACUCCACGCGCUCGCAGAAGCUUCAGGAACUGGCAGAGAAACAUCCCAACAUCUAUGUCAUCACUUUGGACGUAGUGAACCAGGACAGUAUAGAGAAGUCUGUGGAAGAGGUGGGCCGGCUGGUACAAGAAGACGGUUUGAACUGCCUGAUCAACAAUGCAGGGAUCAACGUGAUGGCCGACUUUCAUACCGUUACUGCAGAGAAGAUGAUAGAAAACUUCCACACUAAUGCUGUGGCUCCUCUAAUGAUCACCAAGGCCUUCCUGCCUCUGUUGAAGCAAGCUGCGUCUAGAGGAGGAGUGGGUGGCACAGGGAGCAUGGGCAUCCAGAGGGCAGCAGUCAUUAACAUGUCCUCUUCGUUGGGCUCUGUGGAGCUCAACUGGGGGGAACGGGCCAACAACUUCAAAUGGUACCCCUACAGGACAUCCAAGAGUGCCCUAAACAUGGUGAGUCGCUGUAUGGCUGUUGACCUGGAGCCUGAUGGGAUUCUGUGUAUGGCUAUACACCCUGGCUGGGUCCGCACUGACAUGGGGGGGUCUGAGGCUCCACUGAGUCCAGAGGAGAGCAUUUCUUCCGUCUUGUCUGUGAUUGGUGGACUGACUGAAAAGGAUCAUGGGUCAUUUCUGAACUUUACAGGAGAGGUGUUGCCAUGGUAACCCUGAUUAUAAGCACUACUAAUGGAUCAUAAUGGCUAUUGAUUCAGUUUAUGAGCAGCUUCAACUAUGCAAAGAAACAUAUCAAUGACUCAGAGUACACAGUGUUAAAUCUUAGUCAGGCUCUACCUUUUAAUAGAAAUGGUGUGUAUUUCACCUUAAGACAACUAUAUAAAGAACAACAGUAUUUGCUUCCUUAUAGAGAUUACUUGAUUAUUCAUAAGUAUUGUAGAUUGUGUGGUGUGUGUCAUUUAAGCAAUAUCACACGAGAGAGAGUGAUGUUAUACUCGUAUAUCGUCACGGCUGUGAUUCGGUCAUAGAAGACAGUCAAACAAGACUUUGUUAAAGUUUUAACGGGAGUGAGAGUGUAUGUGUUUGAAAAGGUCUGUAGUACAAAAAUGUGUUAAAAAUGCUAUUUUCAGAUGUUUAUUGUUUAGAGCAUUAACUUUGGCACAGUUGCUGUGAAACAGUAAUAAAAGUUUGAAU